AUGCUGCGCGUCUGCUGGGCUAUUGGCGGAGAAGAGCUGGCUACAUUCUCUGUUCGCGAUGUGAGACACGUCCAUCAGCCCGUCAAAUAUUUAAAGACACUCCUGCGCGAGCGGUGCAGCAUUCCGGUUUCUAUACAGAAGCUCCUCCAUGACGGCCAUCCAUUGAACGACAGUCAACUCCAAUGGCGCGAUGAGCCCAUGGAGUUGAUGCUGGUGCUGGCAUCUUGCCACGGUCAGCAAGAUCAGGAUCGGAAACUACUGGAAAAACUGAACGGGGAGCUGUCAGAAUAUGCCGUCAGGCAUGGAAAUGCUGAAGUUGUACGUCGGCUGCUCGAUGCAGGUGCUGACAAGGACUGUCCAGCUUUUUCUUCGCUGCACUUCGCUGCCAGCGAAACUGUGCUGGUUCUCGCGGCUGGACUGGGCCACCUUGGAGUUGUGGAACUGCUGCUAGAAAGGGGCGCCCUCAUCGAUGGUCGGCGAAGAGACGGCAGGACGGCUCUAAGCUGCUCUGGUCUUAAUCGGCAUGUGGAGGUUUCACGCUUGCUGCUGCAAGCUGGUGCCCACCCUGACUUGUUUGACUCAUACGGCAUGACCGCGUUGCACGACGCAGCUCUAGAAGGUCAUGUGGAGACAGUGGAUUUGCUGGUCGAAUAUGGUGCCGAACUGGACUUGCAGACCUGGAACAGUCACGGGACACCUCUGAUUGAGGCAUGCCGGAGAGGCCGUGUCCGAUCUGCACGUUCACUGCUUGCAGCUCGCGCGAGUCAUGACUUGAGUGACUUCGGUGGCAAGACGGCCUUGCACCAUGCGGCUCAGGAAGGGCAUAAGAAGACAGUGGAAUUGCUUUUGCAACAUGGUGCUGAUACGAACUGGCAGUCGUGCUGCGGAAGCACCGCGUUGAUUGAGGCAUGCCGGAAGCCGAAUGGCGAGGAAACAUUCGGCAGACGGCGGGAAAGACGUGUGUACUCGAAUGAUACCCCUUAUGAUUGGUCCAUUGAGUGGCUCAGCGAUGGCGAUGACGAUCGUACUGCUGACUUUCACUUGCGCCCUGACAGGGAACCUAUGCAUGAGAGAUUUUGGCGGGGCAACAUUCAGGCUGCGAAAUUGCUUCUUGAAGCUCGUGCCAGACAUGACUUGAGUGACUCCGGUGGCAUGACGGCUUUGCACCACGCAGCUCAGAAGGGGCAUGUCGAGGUUCUGACUCUGCUUUUACAGCAUGGUGCAGCCACCGACUUUCAGUCCAGCAACGGAAGGACCCCUUUGAUUGAGGCAUGCCGGGAGGGCCAUGUGCGAGCCGCACUUUUACUGCUUGAAGCUCGUGCCAGACAGGACUUGAGUGACUCCGGCGGGAUGACGGCCUUGGACCACGCAGCUCAGCAAGGGCAUACGGAGAUAUCGGAACUGCUCUCCACGACAUGUCCUUGCCUGGAUGAGCCUUGA
Messenger RNA from Symbiodinium necroappetens, 1440 nucleotides. Lineage: Eukaryota; Dinophyceae; Suessiales; Symbiodiniaceae. The record is from the annotation of a GenBank genome assembly.